Xyrichtys novacula (pearly razorfish) is the source of this 8841-nucleotide messenger RNA. The record is from the annotation of a GenBank genome assembly. NCBI's taxonomy places the organism in Eukaryota, Metazoa, Chordata, Actinopteri, Labriformes, Labridae.
AUGUGCUACAGACAAAAGUUUAAAGAUGAAUUUAAAGAGCCCCCCCUGGUGGUGAUUCUGGACUGUGCAUCCUGUCCACAUUCUCACCCCCACUCCCAAAGGUAGGCCUUUCUUCUGUAUCUGUGGAUUCUGUCCAAGAAAAGGUCAAAACUCCAGCAACUCUUAAAGAAAAAUAACUCUAUUCAUGAAGUAAAGUAGCCUUCACCAGUCAUGUGACAUCAAACAAAGGAGAGUGAGAUUAUAUAAGUUCAUUCUUCUUUCUGAUCCCAUUCAUUUAUAUUUGGGAAAGUUUGUGUGUAUUAAAUAGAUUUAAUCAAUGAAUGAAAUAAAACUUAAAUGUAAAAAUAAUAACCAAGCCACAUUUAAAUGAAGCAAAAGAAAAAGUCCAACACUUAAAAAGCAAACAUAAAUAUGACUGUGAGGAUUAAAGCCAAUACCUGUGUAGCGAUUUGAAAUGAGCCUCACAAGGCCGCACCAAAAUAAUACUGUAGCGAUUGGAAUUUAUAAUAAAUGUCUGAAGAUUAAUAAUCUCAAAUUAUGACAUUUAUGCACUCGUUGAAAGGGGCACCACCCACCCUUAAUGGUGGGAAAAUAAAGAAAACAAAAGUUUAAUUCAGAAAUCAAACACCAAGUCAGUUUUAAUUAAUCAGUCUCAUAUCUUAAGUCGAAAUUCUAAUUUCAGGGACUCCACUUCUGGAAGAACACUAACAGGCAAGAACUUAGAAAAAUAAUGAUCUGUUUAUUACAGGAUAAAUGAUGGUACAACAUACAUGCAAUAAAUGAUAAGAUAAUGAAGAUAAAUAAUAAUAGGUGAAUAAAUAAAGAUUCUGAGUCAGGCUAGGAGCACUAAAGUUAAUGAUAGUGAGUGAAUAUGCGCUAACAUAUUAACCUACACUAACUUUGGUGUCGAGAUAAACUCGGAUGUGGAUUUGGAGGAAUCUAAGAUCACCAGAAAUAGGUGGAUAUCUGAGUUAUGAACGCAGGAGACAGCACCAGCCCUCUUUGGAGCUCUGGAGGUUUGCAUACUUAAGUGAGACUGGUCCUUGGAGAAGAUGGAGCAGGUUCUGAAGGUCAGGGGCUACUGGCGGUUAGAGCAGUUCAGCUCAGAAGACGACUGAGGUCAGCCGAAGGAUGAGCCAGGAGUUGCAGCACUCAGGCCCGAAGCAAAGCCAGUGCCUGUGGAUCCUGUGGAUGCUCGUUUGGGUACUUCUUUGGUCUCACUCAAAAACUCUGGCACAGAGGAUGACCUGGGCCUGCUGGGUUGCGUUCAGAGGUGACUUUGAAACCACGCAGAUAACUCAGAUAAACGAGACUCGAAGAGCAGAGAAAACUUUCAAAAAUGGCUUCGCGAAAUUAAAGAAAAAUCAAUCAAAGGCUUAAUCUUGAAUUGCUAUGCGCACAAAAAGUUGAAGUUUCAAAACUUGAACUAAGACGAUGUUAAAGAAAAAUCAACGUGAAUCAACACGUGGCGUAAAACUUAGAAGACUAAGAAAAAGUUCUACGAGAAAACAAAGAAACGCACCACAGAAGGGUGUGGGCAGAAGAGUAGGUACAAGAAAGAAAGGAAUAAGAGAGUGAGCAACCCCACUUCACUGGUUUUAUCUUCUCACACUGGGAGUGUCUCUGGCGUGUGUGUGUGAGACAGAGGAGGGGUCAUCGGGUCUCUGAUUAUUUGAUCUAACUUAUUCUUUUGGCUGGCAAAAGAGUCAGAUCUGAUACUCACUCACUAUGAUUAAUAUCAUUGAAUGCUUCAUUUCAAGAAAAAGAUUUGAUACUAAACACAUAUGAAUGAAGUGUAGGAUCACAUCAAACAUUCUCAUUAUGUUUUAAGUAUCACAUUGAACAUGCUAAAUUACUCUGAAAUGAAACAGAUAGUAACACAUGGAAACUGUGAACAACAAAAGAGUAAAUACAUGUGAAUGAACGUCAUCAUGAUUAAUAAUGGAUUCUAAAUACUCACAUUCAGGUUAUUCAAUGACAUUAUAACCACCUAAUGGUUAAAAAUACUAAAUAAACAACUAAAAUAUAAACCAAACAUUUCUAAACUAUUUCUGUGUUCUUAGAGUAAAGUUAUGAUUCAUAGUCAAUAAAUUUAACUCUUAAAAGUUCAUGAAACAGUCUGAAAAGCUGUUGGUCUAAAGAAACUAAAGAAUAAGGAUUUAUUCUGUCAGUCAUAACUCGGCUUCUGGAGCACAUAGAAAAACAGGAAACAUCUCAUUUUAACACAAAUUUCAUGAUUAGACAGAUUAGUACAUUGCUGAAUGCAUAAGAUGUCAGGAUCAGUCAUUUGUAUUCUUUCACCAAAGGAAUGUAGUCUUUAUCAGUGUAUGGUCGAGCAGGGUUUUACAACCGAGGUCUGGAGGUCAGUGUCCGGUAAAUCUCAAAUGGGAGAUCUGGGUUGAAGCGUUAAUGUUUAUUUAGAUGGUCAACAAUGGAGUCAGUUUGAAAGGUAAUAAAACUCUGUUUCUGUUCUCCGAAUUGACCAAUCGUGAAGAGUCAGAGGUUUAGUCAACCUCCUGUUGGGUCACUUAGGUAACCUGAAAGUGCAAACGAGUCUGGAAAGAUUUAUAUCCUGUUUCCUGGGACCAGAUAAGGAACCUUUCCUGUGAGGAAUGUGUGAGUUUCACACCCAGGGUUGUCUUGAUUGCUACAAUAUCAAGAACAUGACAAAGAUAGGUUUUUACCAUCUUAAGAAUAUAGCCGGAGUCCACCCGUUUCUCUCUCAGGCCAACACAGAGGUGCUGAUGCAUGCUUUUAUUUCUAGUCGUUUAGAUUACUGUAAUGCCCUGCUCUCUGGUCUUCCCAAAAAGACUACUCACAUUCUACCACUGCUACAAAAUUCAGAAUUCAAAAUCAGUGUAACAGAGUUUAAAGUCUGGUCAUUAGAUCUAUAGAAACGUCACGUUUUCACGUGUUCCUGACAGGGAGAAGGCGGUGAGCUACUACACCAAACUGGAGGCCCAGCUGAAGGACGACUACAGGAAGGAGAGAGAGAAGGUGAACAGGAAGCCGUUGGGGAUGGCCUUCGUCACCUUCCAGAACGAGGCCAUAACCGCCAUGUAAGGACAUUUUAAGUGUUCGAUCCUUUAUAGAUGUGCGUCCUCGUCGUCGAUUUGAAACUAACUCUCUGGUCUCUGGAUUUUCCUCUCAGAAUCCUGAAGGACUUCAACGCCUGUAAGUGUAAGGGCUGUCAGUGCCGCCGGGAGCCCAAGAUCUCUCAGUUCAGCGCCAAGCUCCACACGCACAACUGGACCGUCAGCUACGCCCCGGAUCCACAGAACGUCUACUGGUGAGCUCACAGUCCGGGUCACACAGUCUGAUCCGAAGGCUCGUUGAUUUCGUUCGUUAUGUAACUCUUCACUCUUUAAAGGGCGGUUCCGCUUUAACUGCAUGAACGUCUUUGGUCCACGUACCCAAGUAUCAGGUUACGACCAGCUGUGUCCAUCUAACCGCUGCACGACCUUUAUCCCACAGGGAGCAUCUGUCAGUGGGCGGGGCCUUCUGUCGGCUCCGCUUUUUGAGCAUCAACAUUGUCCUCUUCCUCCUCCUGUUCUUCCUCACCACCCCCGCCAUCAUUAUCUCCACCAUGGACAAGUUCAACGUCACCAAACCUGUGGAGUACCUCAACGUGAGUUUAAGACCUGAAGUUACCUUUGUUAGUUCUUGUAGCUCCUCCUCCUUCUUCUUCUUCUUCAGCUCUCAGACCGUUGUCUUCUUCAUGUCUUCACUUCAUGUCUCUCUCUUGAAUCUGUCCCGCAGAAUCCAAUCAUCACCCAGUUCUUCCCGACCCUCCUCCUGUGGUCCUUCUCCGCUUUACUCCCGACCAUCGUCUACUACUCUGCCUUUUUUGAAGCCCACUGGACCCGGUACGGUUAAACUUGGUUUUUCUGUUCUGUUUGUGACGUCUGUCUGGAUUUAAUCAUGUUUAAUCGUCUCUGUUUGGUCUGCAGGUCUGGAGAGAACAGGACCACGAUGCAUAAAUGCUACACUUUCUUGAUCUUCAUGGUCCUGUUGCUUCCCUCUCUUGGACUCAGCAGGUACAGCGUGCUCUUAAAGCUACAGUCAGUGUUUUUUUAGAUUCAUCCUCUCACUGACUCUUUUGUCCUCGUAUCUCUGCAGUUUGGACGUUUUCUUCCGCUGGCUUUUCGACACAAGGUUCCUGGAUCUUGCGACCGUCAGAUUUCAGUGAGUUGAUCGAGUUUCAGACGGUCCGUUCAGAUUUUACUGCGACGUUGACUUUUCCUGUCGUUCCCAAGGUGUGUGUUCCUCCCUGACAACGGCGCCUUCUUCGUGAACUACGUCAUCGCGUCCGGUCUGCUCAUGUACAUGAUCCGGCUGUGUUUGGCUCGCUCUGCCGCAGAGAGGAGAAACGUGAAGAGGGUGAGUGUGUCCGAGGAGACCAGGUCUGAGGAGGCGAACCCACAGCUGAUCCAGUCUGUGUGAAAACAUUAGAUUCAUUCUACAACUGAAAUAUCAUCAGUGAAAUAUUUUAAGGUUAGAGUUUUGUCUGCGUAGGGCUGGGGUGGCGUACGCCUGGAUGAUGUGUGUCUUCAGCGUGGUCAUGACCUACAGCAUCACCUGUCCUGUCAUCGUCCCCUUUGGUGAGUCCCGUUGUAUAUAAAGGUGGAGAGCUGAGUGAAUGAGUGCAGGUCUGAGCGCGCUCAGUGGGUCUGUUCCUGGUCCAAAGCUUAUCAGCCGCUCUAAUUGGAUGAGCUGCUCUGAUUGUUUUCUCUCCGCAGGUCUGAUGUACAUGCUGCUAAAACACCAGGCCGACAAGUACAACAUGUUCUACGCGGAUCUGCCCACAAAACUGGACAAGAAGAUCCACUCUGGAGCCGUCAACCAGGUGGUGGCCGCUCCUAUCCUCUGCCUCUUCUGGCUCCUCUUCUUCCUCACUGUUCGCUCGGGUAAGACGAGGACGCCCCCUGCAGGCUGCUGACGUUAAAACACCUGUUACGAUUAGAAAGCAGGUCCAGAAACAAACUCUUUUCUCUCCUCUUCAGGGUUCUCAGCGGCAACGUCCAUGUUCACGGUUAUUGUUCUGAUCAUCACAAUAAUCAUCUGCCUCUCUCACGUCUGCUUUGGACACCUUAAGUAUCUCAGCGCACACAACUACAAGGUGAAACUCUCACUCUGUCAAAGAUAACAAUCGUGUUUUUGUCUGUCUGCGUUGGUUAAACUCUCGUCCCUUCUGUCACAGAUCGACAACCAGGUGGACAGUCAGGUCGGUUGGUUCAGCUGUGUCCCUCUGGGAUCAGGAGAUGUUCUGGUCAGGUGAUCUGACUUCAGGUGAACCAGCUCUCAGGUUUUAAUAUCCUCCUCUUUUUUUCUCCUCUUUCUCCGGAUUUUCGCGUUUAAAGUUAUCGCACCUCUGGGGGUCCAAUAGCGGGUCUAAACGCGUUUAAAUACGGCGGCACUCUUGUUGUUCCAAGGAAGACAGCGGCGACAAUUGCGUCGAAACAGGAUUUUUCGUGACAGAAAACACCCCUUCGACACGUAUGACGACCACGAAGUGUUCCGUAAGUUUAGAUUUCGACGGCACCAUAUUCUCGACCUCACACAGGAGAUUUCCGCUAAAAAUUGAACUUUCGAACCGAGGAUUCACCCUCACUCCACUACAACAAGUCCUCGUAACCUUACGGUACUACGCCGCUUCUUCUUUCCAAGACGUGUGUGGGGAGUUGGUAGGAGUGGAUCAGUCGACAGUCAGUCGAACCGUCACUCGAAUGACUGAUGCAUUCUUCAGACAAGCCAGGCAACAUAUAUACUUCCCGGAUCAAACACUUAAAACAGACCGGUUGACCCAAUUCUAUAAAUAUCUUUACCGUUUAAGACACUCUCAACGCGGUUAGCUAUACGGUUCCGUUUACAGCAUUGUGCAUACCAAAAUCGUAUAGGAACUAAAAGUGUUUAAGGCCCGUAUAACUAAACGCGUUUAAGCCCUAAUCGCGUUUACGCUAAACGCUUUCAACAUGCAUACGGGCCUCCUGGUGGCUCCGCUCUUUGAGCAUCAACAUUGUCCUCUUCCUCCUCCUGUUCUUCCUCACCACCCCCGCCAUCAUUAUCUCCACCAUGGACAAGUUCAACGUCACCAAACCUGUGGAGUACCUCAACGUGAGUUUAAGACCUGAAGUUACCUUUGUUAGUUCUUGUAGCUCCUCCUCCUUCUUCUUCUUCUUCAGCCCCGAGACAGUCUUCUUCAUGUCUUAACUUCAUGUCUCUCUCUUGAAUCUGUCCCGCAGAAUCCAAUCAUCACCCAGUUCUUCCCGACCCUCGUCCUGUGGUCCUUCUCCGCUUUACUCCCGACCAUCGUCUACUACUCUGCCUUUUUUGAAGCCCACUGGACCCGGUACGGUUAAACUUGGUUUUUCUGUUCUGAUUGUGACGUCUGUCUGGAUUUAAUCGUGUUUAAUCGUCUCUGUUUGGUCUUCAGGUCUGGAGAGAACAGGACCACGAUGCAUAAAUGCUACACCUUCUUGAUCUUCAUGGUCCUGUUGCUGCCCUCUCUUGGACUCAGCAGGUACAGCGUGCUCUUAAAGCUACAGUCAGUGUUUUUUUAGAUUCAUCCUGUCACUGACUCUUUUGUCCUCGUAUCUCUGCAGUUUGGACGUUUCUUCCGCUGGCUUUUUGACACAAGUUUCCUGGAUCUUGCGACCGUCAGAUUUCAGUGAGUUGAUCGAGUUUCGGACGAUCCGUUCAGAUUUUACUGCGACGCUGACUUUUCCUGUCGUUCCCAAGGUGUGUGUUUCUCCCUGACAAUGGCGCCUUCUUCGUGAACUACAUCAUCGCAUCCGCGUUCAUCGGUAAUAGGCCUGCACGAUAUAUCGUUUGACUAUCGUCAUCGCGAUGUACGUGUGUGCGAUAGUCACAUCGCAGAGCCUGCGAUAUUGGAGGUGAAUGAACUCAUUUAAUUUCAAGGGUAACUGACUGAGAUACACUGCAUGUGACUCUGCAUGUGCUUUGCAGCGAUCCACCAAUCACAUUUGUCCUUAACUCAGUUGCCAAUCAGACUCACUUCUCAGUUGCCAAUCAGACUACCCUGCCAGCUGUCAAUCAAAAUCAGAGAGGAGGAAACCCACCCCUGCACAUGUUCUGCACAUGGAGGGAGACGCUUGUCCGCUGAGAAUUACUUUCGGAACUUUACUCAUGACUGUUAAGCCCAACAAAUAAGAACUGUAUGGGUUUUAAAUUGUACAUUUCCGUGGACCACUCUACUAUAAGCAGUGCGCGUUUUGCGAGGUGCAUGCAAUUCUCGGAGGACAUGCGUUUCUCGGCACAACACCGCUAACAACAACAACAACGAUCGCAAAAUGAGCAACGAACAAGCGAAAACCACCGAAAAUGAAGAUUUGUUGCCCAAAAGAAAAGGAAAGUCAGUUAUCUGGAAUUAUUUCGGUUAAAAGAAGGAUGAUGUCGACCAAAACACGUCUUCUGUGUUCAUCUGUUGCCACAAUAACGUCCCAGCACAAUAAAAGCUAAAAAUAUCUCUGAGACAGAAGCCAUUCUAACAUUCACAAAAAGAGGUAAGAUCAGUGCAGGUUAACUGUCCUCAAGAUUUCAGCAGUGCAGCAUAACAUUAAGUGCUAUUCAGGUCAUCUGGUGAAAAUUCCUGUAUUUUUAAUAUCGCAAUAUAUAUCGCAAGGUUGAAAAAAUCGCAAUAUUAUUUUUUUCCAAUAUCGUGCAGCCUUAAUCGGUAACGCCAUGGACCUGCUGAGGAUACCCGGUCUGCUCAUGUACAUGAUCCGACUGUGUUUGGCUCAGGUGUUUUGACGUUAAAACACCUGUUACGAUUAGAAAGCAGGUCCAGAAACAAACUCUUUUCUCUCCUCUUCAGGGUUCUCAGUGGCAACGUCCAUGUUCACGGUUAUUGUUCUGAUCAUCACAAUAAUCGUCUGCCUCUCUCACGUCUGCUUUGGACACUUUAAGUAUCUCAGCGCACACAACUACAAGGUGAAACUCUCGCUCUGUCAAAGAUAACAAUCGUGUUUUUGUUUGUCUGCGUUGGUUAAACUCUCGUCCCUUAUGUCACAGAUCGACAACCAGGUGGACAGUCAGGUUGGUUGGUUCAGCUGUGUCCCUCUGGGAUCAGGAGAUGUUCUGGUCAGGUGAUCUGACUUCAGGUGAACCAGCUCUCAGGUUUUAACAUCCUCCUCUUUUUUUCUCCUCCGCAGCAAAGUUACAUCUCUCAGGUACUUCAGGACACAACUUGGAGGAGGGCGGCUCAGGCAGCGGCGAGGACGACGGCCAGGGGUCCUCGCUGGAAGAGGAAAUAAUCAACGUGGAGAACAGUCUGACUGAGGACUUCUACUACUACUACCUCUACUAUGGUGAGGACAGCCUUAUCGAUCAGGAAGUGAGGAACUGACGUCCACGAACCCCCUCCCGCCUUUAACUCGCUGUUGUUUUUUCCUGUUAACAUUUCUCUCCGCAGGUCUGAUGUACAUGCUGCUCAAACACCUGGCCGACAGGUACAACAUGUACAACGCUCAUCUCUUCAUUAAACUGGACUAGAAAAUCCACUCUGGAGCCGUCAACCAGGUGGUGGCCGCUCCUAUCCUCUGCCUCUUCUGGCUCCUCUUCUUCCUCACUGUUCGCUCGGGUAAGACGAGGACGCCCCCUGCAGGCUGCCGACGUUAAAACACCUGUUACGAUUAGAAAGCAGGUCCAGAAACAUUAAAUUGUUUUCUCUCCUCUUCAGGGUUCUCAGCGGCAACGUUCAUGUUCACAUUUAUCGUUUUGAUCAUCACAAUAAUCAUCUGCCUCUCUCACGUCUGCUUUGGACACUUUAAGUAUCUCAGCGCUCACAACUACAAGGUGAAACUCUCGCUCUGUCAAAGAUAA